AAACUGCGCCCCCUUUUAAUCUGCUGCCGCUGGAAGCCCGAGACGAAUCCCAAACCUGGGAUCUCGGGGGCAUCGAAUUAUAUCCACCCGUCAAUGGUCCUUCUGACAGUCCAGCAGCGAGUCCAGAUUGCACCUCGACACUCGAACGCGGCCGUCCGUGUCGAGACGGGGUUGGUUGCAACCAAGGAGCAGCCCAGCCUGCGGAAGCCUGGAACUGUAAGCGACUGCCAGUAUCCCUUCAUAAUGUUUCUAUCAUCUAUCGUCUGGGAGUGUAAAUCUCCUCUGUCUCUUGCAGUCCGCGCCCGAGUGUAACGAUGCCAGCAUCGUUGCUGCGAUUGCCAACCCUCUUCUUCGGAGCUCACGGUGGGUUCCAGCCAGACCCGAGUUGGCCUUGGUUAAGGCACGCAACGUUCGGUUUGGCCCGUGCCAGUGGCUCACGACGCCCAUUUCACGGUGGCCUGUCCCUUGCAUGAUCCCUACCGCAGUCUCCACGCGCCCGUUAACUCUCCCAGCCAUCACUGCUGGAAACCUUGAUCCUGCUCGCGCUCCCAUCCCAGCGCCUGAUCUACAUUUAUGAUUCUGCAUGGCACCGAUCCGAUACACCAAGGUUUUCUUCCGAGGAUGAAAUGGAGAGACUCCCAAGGCAAAAAAAAAGGAAGAAUGUAUGGUAUAUCGAGUGCGUCUGGCACCUGUACCGGACCGGUUUAUUCGAGCAAUAGCAUUGCGCCUACAUUCUUGCCAGUUAUGCUUAUAUGAGGUAUACCUAUUUCUGCUUUCGCUGAGGAUGUCCUUAAACCCCGCGCUAUAUCCCCAUAAACUCGUCCAAGAAUGACUGAUACUAUAUCGACUUCUCUGAGUUUCUUUCGGAGUAUGCGAUCGACGGGUGUCCCGAAGAGGCAUGGCGCACAAAGCGGCUCGCUCUCUUCUUCCAGAGGUGCUAAAUCAUUGACAACACGGGCGCAUACCUUGGUCUAUGAAGGUGACGGAGACCUAUCAGUGCUGAGCCCAACGGAACAAUUAGGGUGAAGAGGCAGAAAGAAUCCCCUGCGGUCGGAGAAUACAGGCCAGAGCCGUCUCGAAGACCACUUUGGAGGAAUGAUACUUUCAACAGUAAUCCCAUCGCUUUCGACAGCCGGCUACCUCUCCUUCUUCAUCAACUGACUACAGGCCAUCGAAUCUUUGGCGCAUAGCCGUCCUCGACAAAAAUGACUGAGAGCAAAGUCCGGUCGGAACGGUGCACUCAGUCUCGGUCCACGUCUUAGGCUGAUGUUGCGCCGAACACCGAAGCGCAAAGGUUUUCCAUGACCGUUUGUACGCCAUCGACUACGGAUUCGUGAAACUAUGGACUCGAAGCUUAGCUAAACACAGCCCGACAUGACUCUUAGUGGAGUUUUGCAAGGCUGCCUCGGCAAUCUACUUUUUCUCGUUGUAUAUUACCUGGUGUCGCUUGGGAUGUGCUAUCUCAUUGGUACAUUCUGUUGCUUUGUGUUCUCGGAAGACUGGCGUCAAGCUGAGUGAAGCUGACCCCUACGACGAUUCUUGAAAUCUCCACAUUCGGCUGAUGGGAAAUUUGACCCUGUGGCUUCAUCCAGCCGAUAUCGCAAUUGGUCCGAUCUGACCCAUUCAAAUCGACUACAGCCCAUGAAACGACUGACAAGCCACGCCUUGAACUUUUGCAUUGAGAUGCAUCCAUUACCAGCGCCAUUUACGGGCCACCUACUCCCGUUUCGGAACAUGAUCGUCAGGUUUGAAAGGAAACCAAAUAUGUGCGACUUCGCUGGCGGUCCUUGCGCGGGACAAAUUUAGCUCACUAUCGGCCACUUACUCCGCCUCGCACAAGGCUGACUGGUCAUUUUGCGGGCGACCAGGGUCCUUGCGGUCUGAACAGCCUUGUCCUGAACUCGUGGCGCCACGAGGCGUCGGUUCGCGUCUCUUGGCUUUCAUGUGCGCCUCGCUCAGUCCGCAAAGGCGUCAUUCAAUUUGGUGCGAAAGGAGCGGGGCUCAACUGCGGUUAGUCCUCCUCAGGCUAGACAGACACUCUUCUCUGCACACCACUCCGCCAGACAUUCUCAGGUUCUUGUCCCAUCUUCACGUCGGCGCUUGUCACGAAGACAUUGGUUGUGGCUGUCCACACGGCGGGACUUCUCAUGCCUCCCCGGACGGCUGCACGCUGGGUCCUCAGACGAACCCGGCGUUAUAGCUAGUGUGCAAUUUCGACCUCGUAUCCCCACGACCCUUGCAGGCUCAUAGAGGUAUUGUCAGUGUUAUUAAAGAGACGUCUUGUUCCCGAUGGUGGGUGUUAGUCGCGGUCGCUUCUUUCUUCCUUGCACUGUACAGACGUCUCUCUAUCCAGUCUUUUCUUCGUGAUCCAUUUCCUCCCACCGAACCCCGGGCUUGUCUACACCUUUUGCCAUUCUUGCAAUCAUGGGUUUCAGUCCCCGGCCGCUCGGCUGGUCUAUGCCCGGAUGGGUCCUGUACAUGCGCGGCGCGCAGUUAUUCAUGGCUUUCCUGGUCCUCAUCCUGACUGCAGUCUCCGCGGGAGAAUUGUUACAAGGCGCCGACCCGUCAUGGCUGGUCACUCCCUAUCCUGGCUUCGGUUUCGCCUGGUUCGCUUUCUCCUGGACACUGUUCUAUAUCCCAGUCGCAACAUUUGUGAUCCCCAACCUCAGCGCCAAAGUCAGGCCUUUGAUCAUCCUGUUGGUCCUCGAAUUGCUCACCACUUUAUGGUGGCUGGUCACAUUCGCAUUGCUUGCCGACAACAGCUCAAGGCUUGCAUCAUGGCUCGAUACGGGCUACACCAACGCAAAGGUCGGGUUGGGGUUAGCCCAGUCCAGCGCUGCCUUUGGUGCCGUUGAAUUUGUCCUUUUCGCCGUCGUUUCGGGUUUCGCCGUCCGCGCCCUGAUGGAAAGACACCGCAACCCUACCAGCGGCGGCGCCUUUGUUCCCGUCCAGGAGUUUCCCAAGGCAUCUGCUCCUGCUCAACCAUACCCAUCAGCGCCAGGCGUGUACUCGGACCAAGUGCCUUACUCCCAGCCACAGCAAUAUGCUCAACCACCAAUCCCACAACCGUACCAAUCACAAUCACAACCACAACCACAGCCAUACCAGCCGCAGCCAUAUCAACAACCACAAGAGCAACAGCAACAACCAGUAUAGCAAUCCUACCAGCCACCAUACGUACAAUCCCAGUCGCCUCCCCCACAGCAACCAUCGCCUCAACCUCAACCGCAGCAGAUGUAUUCUCCGCAGCCACAGCAAUCCACUGGUGGCAUUCCACAUCCGCAAACAUCAGAGUUGAACGGUCCUCCUGUCCAUCAGUAAAGGGACUAUGGUGACUGUAAUGCAUCUUGAAUGGAAAUGAGGACCCUUGCCCUGGGCCCGCAUCCGUUUUUCUCAAAGCUGUACCGAGAAUGAUGAGGAGAAGGAAUAUGCUUCACGUGACGAACUCAGCCAGCCAUGAACAAGCGAGGAGCCCGAGUUGAAGGGCGGAUCAGUGCUUUUUGUCGCCACGACAGCCCGCGGCACCUGGAAGAACAUGAUGCGGCGAACCGUGUCAUCGGUAAUUGGACCGUUGGAGAACUCGGCGGAGAUUACCAUGGAAUAUGAUAUGCAAUGCAAUGGUCUGUUAAUUGGUAUGGAAUGCAACACUCUCCCCGAGAACGACACCACUGAAAGACUCUUGCUUUUUUGGUACUCAUCAGGCCCCCUUGAAACUUAAUGUCUGUCUGUAUGCCCGCCCUGUUGGGCAUCCGCGCUUCAAAGGUUAUCACCUAGUGGUUGUGGUCUCAAUGUUAUUAACCCGAGUGAAUGAUGAUGAAGCUUUGGCUUGUUUGAUCCGGUAGAGAGAAGAUCCUAUAAUGAUUGCGGUUUUAGAGUAUAAGUACAUGCAUCUAUACCGUACGUAUAAUAAAAUAUAUGGGAUGAGACAUGCUGCGAA
Messenger RNA from Exophiala dermatitidis NIH/UT8656, 3937 nucleotides. RefSeq lists its product as uncharacterized. The record is from RefSeq and is a predicted model, not a curated record. Bases 2425 to 3156 code for a protein of 243 amino acids. The transcript is spliced from 4 exons. NCBI's taxonomy places the organism in Eukaryota, Fungi, Ascomycota, Eurotiomycetes, Chaetothyriales, Herpotrichiellaceae.